Molecule: messenger RNA, 2109 nt
Organism: Komagataella phaffii GS115
Lineage: Eukaryota; Fungi; Ascomycota; Pichiomycetes; Pichiales; Pichiaceae
Exons: 1
Coding region: 1-2109 (702 amino acids)
Biological process (GO): transmembrane transport; intracellular calcium ion homeostasis; monoatomic cation transport
Cellular component (GO): membrane
Molecular function (GO): monoatomic cation transmembrane transporter activity
Source: RefSeq, a predicted model, not a curated record
AUGAAGAGGCUUGCAACGUUCUUCCUGCUUCUGGUUUAUGUGACGGCCUACAAUGGAACGGAUUCGUUAUCAGAUCCUAGUUCCCCUAGUUCUUGCCAUAAUAUCAAUCAUUUGCCUCUCAAGCAACAAUGUUCGUUUGUAAGGGAAAACUGUCAAGAUCUACAGGUUGGAACACUUAACUACUUCGAACUUUACUAUUGCAAAAUUGAGUCUCCUGCAGCCAGGCCAUUGCUUGUGAUUCCUCUCACCUUAGGGCUAAUGAGCGUUUUAUUUGUGAGUUUGGGACUUACAUCAUCAGAAUUUCUAUGUCCAAAUCUUUCUACGAUCAGUCACUUUUUUGAUAUCCCAGACAACCUGUCAGGAUUAACCCUUUUGGCUUUUGGUAACGGAAGCCCCGAUAUUAUGGGAACUUACGCUUCUUUCAUGUCUGGUGAUGGUUCAUUAGCCAUUGGUGAAUUAAUUGGAAGUGCCUAUCUGAUUACUUCGUUCAUCGUGGGAGCGAUGGUGGUAGUGAGACCUUUCAGGUUGUUCAAAGAUGGAAGCUCUGAUUUCACGAUACGAAACGAGAAACUAGUCUUUGUCAGAGAUCUAUUGUUUUUUGCGCUUGCAGUUGUGCUAGUCAUCAUAUUUUUAUCAGAUCGUGAGUUGUCUCUAGUUGAAUGCCUAGUUAUGGUGUCACUUUAUGCUCUCUAUGUUGCGGUGAUUGUUUCCUGGAAUUGGAUAGUUAAGUUUAACGAGGAAUUGAUACAGAGAGAUCAAACAGUUCGAAGUCUUUACGACGACGAUGAGGUAGAUGGAGAGCUCAACAUUUUCCAUCAACUGAACGAUAUCGAAGUGGAAGACAAUGAGAACAGCCAUGUGUUGAACGAGCUAAUGAAUGUAACUGGAACACAAAAUAAUACUAGCAGAAUAAGAUCCUCAGUUUUAGGAGCAUUAGAAUUCAAGAAUGUGUUCGAAAACUUGUCUAAAGAGCAAUCUUUCCCUGUUGAUCGACACGCUUUAAUAAACUUACGCCCUGAAUCAGAACCAGCGUACUUCGAUGACCCUACAGAUGUGGAAAAUAGACCUGUUACAGAGCCAAUACUAGCCUACAGAGAUGGCGAUUACGAAGCUCGUACUCAUGAUAUCGACCUUGAUGUUGAUGAUUCCGAGAACUUAAAAACUCUAAUGUCUGCGUUUUACAAGAAACGACAUUCAAGUCCAAGAAGGAGAUUUCAGCGAUUAGUCUUGCUACUUAUUCCGACAUUUGCCAACUUCAAAGAUUCUUCGUGGAUCAAUAAAAUAUUCAUACUAUCUUCAGCACCAAUAGUAUUGUCGUUGACCCUGACGAUUCCAGUCAGAUUAAUAUCAGAUUUCCAAGACAUUCCUGAAUCUGAAACAAUUGAAGGAUCCGGAACUACUACUAAUAGAACAACCAGCCUUCGAGCCCAAGUCUCUCUGCUGAUAACACAAGCAUUUUUCUCAUUUUUACUCCUUACAUUUGCAACCGUUGGAACAUCAGAUGGUUUUGCAAUCUACGUUGUAUUUUCACUGAUCUGCUCUUCAAUCGUAUCAAUGAUUAUUUAUUCGGUUCUAGUGUCACCUGUAUCAAAGUCCCCUACCAAAUCCUCCAACUUAGUCAACAUUGCCUUAUCAUUUAUAGGGUUUGCCUCUUCCAUUGCAUGGAUCUCAAUUUUUGCAGAAGAAUUGAUCAACAUAUUCAAGUUCUAUUCUGUUUUUUUCAAGAUAUCCGAGGCUAUUUUGGGUUUGACUAUCUUUGCGAUUGGAAAUUCCAUCGGAGAUUUCAUAUCUAAUCUUACUAUUGCAAAAAUGGGUAUGCCAUUAAUGGCCCUGGCGGCUUGUUUUGGAGGUCCUUUAUUGAACUUACUGAUGGGAAUUGGAGUCAAUGGGCUUAUAGUGCUCCUCAGCAAUAAUGAAACGUCAUUUCACAUAGACAUCUCGUCAACACUGUUUACUUCCUCUUUAUUCCUUCUACUCAGUUUGGUUUUCCUGUUAGUUGCGAUACCGCUCAAUAACUGGUAUUUUGAAAGAUGGAUAGGUACGGUUAUAGUGGCAUUUUGGUGCGUUGGUACCACCAUAAACGUGCUGAUCGAAUUAUUUGGGUACUAG